CCCGGCGGUAAGAAAGGUUGACGGUUUACCGCCGGCGCCCAGUUCGUUUUGCAAUUUCGAAUCUUUAUUCUAUGCAGUGAAUCAUGGCGCUUUCGAUGAUGCAAUCCUCAGGGCCCUAGCUGCAUUAUUUCGAUCCAAAGACUAGGGGGAACCAACAUUGUGUACGACCGAAAACAACAUUCAUUAUUUUUCAAGCUGGUAUUGAGAAGCGUUCUUUCUGCUGUUAUCUCGGAACCGACUUGGUCUAUUCAGAGCUCUACGAGGGUGCCGGCGGUAACCUGGUUGACUGCUGGCUGGCUGCGGAUUCCGUGUUUGAUGUUGGAUUGCAGACUCGGUAUAAUCAUUUGGAGGUGGAGCAAGCUGCCGUUACGACACCCUCGGAGCAUCUUUCUUGCAGUUUGAUGCGGGAGGAGGUUGGUCAGGGAUUCGGAGGCGAUCAGUUCUCUCAGAUGAUGGUGGUUUGCCCGCGGGUCUCUUCGGUAGAUAUUGGAGUGCAGGCUUCUUCUAGUACGGAUGUUGCGGACUUUCAUUGUGAAGUCGGCUGUCAGACAGAGAGUGUCGUUGGGAUGGAGGGAGGAGCUUCAGGAGUUCUUCUUGGGAAAGUGACUCUGGCGGCGGAGGAGGAGCUGGAGGCACCCUCGAGUGAGGAGUCUUCUCCGAACGUGCAGUCUGAUUCUGAUAGCCGCGCCUUGUCAGGAGCGUCCCAGGGGUGUCUGAAUCGUCCCGUCACGCUCAAUGAGGUAUCGAAUCCUGUACGAGGUCACCGCAAAGGCAGAGGCAAAGGCCAACGAUAUCAUCGCAGCGCCAAGCCGGCCAAGAGCUCUAAAGGCGCCAACAUACGAGGACAAGAGUAUGCAGCUUUCGGUUUUGCGACAGAAGAGGAGUGGGAUGAAGCUAUUCGUGGCCACUGGUAUGCAACUUUCGGUGUAGAACAGCGAAGGCAGGAUGACAUGAAGUGCUUACUACUUCAGACGAUGCAUAAGAUGGAUGACAAUACUGAGAGGAUCCAGGACGCCAUAGUAGUUCAGGGUAGUAAAAUCGAUAAUGUUCAGACCCAGGUACAGAAGCAGGGUGUCGCAAUUUCCAGCUUGGACACAAGGUACAGAAGCUUGGAGGCUAGACAAAAUCAACUUGAGGCCUUCGUCCAGAGACUUCAGGGACUGUCGCGAGCAGGUUCUGUGGCGAGUGCUGCGUCUACGAGGCCUGUGUUUACGAGGCCUGCUAAUGCUAUACAUUAUACCUGAGUAUAUGCUGCCUGCCGCCGCCUCUCUUUGUUGCUUGCUUGUAUUGUGUCACGUGCUUGUUCAGUGAGACGGAUUCAGAGACAGGUUUCAUUCAUUUUCUUGAUCGUUCCGACGUGCCUGUUGAUUGAGACGUGUUGUUGCCUCAAAGAGGUUCGAUAGUAUUUGAUCUCAUGAAUUCAUCACUUCACAUUUGACGUUGAGCAGAAGACUCUUGUCAUACCGCGGGUUGUACAAGCGUAUUUCGGAUUUGAGUUGAUGUGAUUAGGUGUUCGCUGCUCGCUCAUGCCAUGCUUGUGCGUGUCGUGCGUGCGUGCUUCACUUCACACACUCAUAAGAGCUUAGGCUGUCGUCUUCCUGAUCGUCAGGAUCGGUGAGGCUUCGCCUGCUCCCUAUACGUCCGCUUCCUUGCUUCCGACUAGGCUGGAAAGCCUGCGCAGUCGACCGCAAAGUCCGCAAAAAACCUGGUUGACGGUUUACCGCCGGCUCCCAUUUUCAAUUUUUCAUGCUGAUCUGAGGUCUGGCUUCGUCUGGAAGAAUUUAUCGACGGAAUGUCCGACCAGCGCCGACCGAGAACAGAGCUCUACGAGGCUCCCGGCGGUUGCGUGGUUGACGGCUUACCGCCAGAUCCCAGUCUAAAGCGAGAGCCAAACAAAUCCAAACAUUGGACGCGAGGGCGCAGGCCGGGCGCGGGCGCG
Messenger RNA from Prorocentrum cordatum, 1939 nucleotides. Lineage: Eukaryota; Dinophyceae; Prorocentrales; Prorocentraceae. The record is from the annotation of a GenBank genome assembly.